This is a messenger RNA of Monomorium pharaonis (pharaoh ant), 2496 nucleotides long. RefSeq lists its product as uncharacterized. The transcript is spliced from 2 exons. NCBI's taxonomy places the organism in Eukaryota, Metazoa, Arthropoda, Insecta, Hymenoptera, Formicidae. The coding region runs from base 58 to 528 and encodes 156 amino acids. The record is from RefSeq and is a predicted model, not a curated record.
AUCAAUAUUUACAAUAUAUUUACAAGGUAUCUAAGACGUUAUUAUUAUCCAAUUGUGAUGGAAGCGAUUAAGAAAUUCAUCGUAGCGGAAUUUGCUGAUGGUCUUCAAAUCAUACCUGCAAAAUGGCUAAAUACCUCGAGAAACAAAUGUAUCUGGCCCAGUCAUUACAAAACAAUGCGCCGUUUACAUUCAGCGAUAAUUACAGAAGAGCUGCCUAAAGAUGAAACUGACUGGGAUAAAUUACUCAUAAAAAGAAUCUUUGGAAGCGCAGACACUUAUGAAAAAGCCAUGGAGAAAUUAACACUAGCGCAAGAUACAUCAAAUGUAGAUACUGGGUUGUCAUCUGACGAAUUAAAACAGCGCAACAAAAAAAGGAGGCGUGAGAAGGCUAAACGAAAAUUGUCCUCUUCAUUGGAAGAUGAUUUACUUUGUUUUACUGAAAAUAAAGAAAAUUAUCCACACGGGAAUAAACAGCUACCACCAUUUCCUGAAUUGGACAAGUUUACACAGAAAAAACAAAAAUCUUAGCCACAGCAAAAUCUUGUUCAUUAUGAGGUAAAUAAUAAUUAAACUAACUAGUUUUAAUAUAUAAUACUUUAAGUCUUUAAGAGAUACUGCAUUUUUAUUUGUGAAAAUAAUAUUUUUUUAUAGGCCAACGCAAGCACGAGUGCACUAACUGAAGCAGAAAAGUGUACAAGUACCAAACAAAUUAGUAACAACCAAGAGGAACGAACAAAUAAAAAUGCUGUGAUUAAUGGUAAUUCUUCUAGAAUAGAUAAUAUCUAUCUCUUAUAAAUGCAAAAAGUAAAGGAAUACUAUUUAUUUAAAAUUCAUAUUUUUAUCGUUUAUCAUUAUUGGAGUGCGAGACUUUGUGGUGUCGGUGAGCCGGGCCUUACCCCUAUCACGACCGGCAAUGUCGCGGAUAGCAGCGGCGCACAUGCGCUGCUUGUGGAGGGGAGAACGCCGCGUGCGUGACCUACCUCACUCUCUCGUCGUUCGUAUCGGGACGUGUUCGUAUCGGUACUCUGUACGAUUGAAGUAUUUUUGUGUUAAGUGUUAAAGAGGAAUAAAGAGUAUAGAGAAACCACAUGCAGGAUCUUUUUCGCAGCACACCCUCGAAACCUAAUAUCCUUCAAUCAUAUCAGACCAUGAUAUUUAAGACCGCAGUUUAAUAUUAUCACAUAUUAUUAUUACAAUAAAUAAUUUAUUCUUACACAAAUGUUUUUUUAGUUCCUUUAGAGUUUCAGAAACAAGUUGUGUCAAAACUAAAUAAAUUGAUUUACAAGUUAAGUACAAUAGAAAAUCGCCUAGAUGAAUUAAAAGAACACGAAUUGUCUGAAACUUAUCAAACUGAUUGUACUGAAUUAGAAUCUUGGCUCCCUGUAAAAACUCUAGAAGAACUUACAAAAUUCGAAGAAAAAUUAAAAGAAACACAUUUUAAAAAUCAAUUGGUAAGAUGUACACAUAAUAUUAAAACUUGCUGGUAAUAUUUAUUUAAUGUUUAUAUUAUUUGUUUUUCUUUUUUAGUUGAAUACCUUAAAACUUCUUGGAGGAACAUCAACUCAUGUAAUGAUAGGCAAUGUAAUGAAAAAAAUACUAACCAACGAAUUGUCGGUUAAAUUUAGUUGGGCCGGGAUGAAGGGAAAACAAGCAUUUAAGAACCAGAGUUUGAUGAAAAUUAUUAUGCGUACGUUUUCUAUUUUUCAUUAGAUAUUUUUAUAUAAAAAACGUUACCAUUUUGUCUCUUUUCUCAAUUUUGAAAUAUUUAUUUACGUCGACAAAUUAUUUUUCAGAAUCAGUUCGACUAGUACCGCAAUACAGUCAAAUAUUGGACUCGGAAUUAACAGAAAUAAUGGCAAAAUGGCUGGCCAUUAUGGUUGCAAAGAGAAAGGUAAAUAUUAUUUAAAUAAUUUUUAUAAAAACUGCUUUAUUCGAGACUGUAUUAAUUUAUUUGAUCGUUUUUUUUUUUUUCAGAAAACGUACUUCAAUGGAUCAUUGAAACUGAAAAAGAAAUAUGCAGCUAGAAUCCUGAUUUUGUUUAAAACAUUUACGUUUUUUCCUAUAAAUUUUAUAUACAUGUAAUAUUUUAUAUGAGAUUUUGGACAUCAAUAAAUUUAAAAAGAAAAAAAAAAUUUUAAUACAAUAGAAAUAUUAUUUUUACUGUUUGUUGCAAAUACAUUCCCCUGCAACAUAAAUGCAAUAUUGCAAAGCAAUAUUACCAAAGCGGACAUUUUUUCUUUGUCACAAUAUUGCUGCAACGUUGCAGCUACAUUGUGCAAUCACUCUGCAAUAUUACAAUAUUGCGGUGCAAUAUUUCUGCAAUCUUUCUGCAAUCUUUCUGUGCUAUAUGGGAUUAUAUGUUUUUAAAUACAAUUAGAUCAAAUUUUUAAUGGGUUCCAUUUAAUGAAUCACAUUUUUGUGGUAAAUAUGGUAAAUUAAAAUAGAUUUUUAUGAAUAAAAGAUUAUUUACUUAUACUUGUAUUCAUUUACAUAAAC